ACAAGGUUUUUUUUUAAGUUGGUGAAUUGAAUUUGCUCUUAGCCUCACAUCGGUUAUUGGAGGUAAUAGCAUUGCUUGCCCAUGUGCUCAGGCAAAUUUCAUAACCAACACUUUUAUAGCAAUUUAUAGCGGGAUGAGAGCAGUUUAUAGUUUGCUAAAUGAACUGAGCCACGAACGAACAAAGUGCGACAAAAUUCAUUUGCUCGUGUGUUCCUGAGGGCGCCAUUUUGUCAUUUCUGCAGCAAGAUUCUCCCGCACCAAAACGCAUCCUUAAAAUAGAUAUGUUCCUUCUGGGUGCUUUUUUCUGUUUGUUGCUAAAACGGCGGUAAUGUGCAGCUCUGCAGUCCUUCUAGGCUUAGUGGCGCUUUCUAUUGUGUUCACCCGCCGGCCAAGAAACUUCCUGUAAAUGCAUCAUUGUUUACCGGGGGUAGGUUUCAGUCAUACCCAGGAUUUCUUAAGGUCAACAUUUCUUCUGCCACACUGGGUUUGAACCGCACUUUAUUCCCCUUUAAUUUAACAGCUCCGGCAGCUUUUCCAGUUAAAUCGACUGUUCAUUAUUGAGUUUCUGUUUUACAGAGGGCUGUGAGGUGCAGUUUAAUGAAUUCCUCGCACAAAGCUCUCUUUCACUGCGGUGGAAGAAUAGAAGCUAUUUAGACCCUGUUGGGCUGUAUGUCAAAGCCAGGCCAUAAUAGCUGUCAGGCAGGGGCAGAAAUUCCCACUGGUGCGGGAAUGCGCCAGAAAUCAACUUUCGCCAUGAGCAGAUUAAGACGCAAGCAGGAAGUGGGAGAAGACGUUCGCAAAACAGUGGCACCUGUUUGGGCGCAGAGUUUUUCCCCAUAUAAAACAGUCCUUCCGCAUGAUUUGUGCAAAGCUCUGCCAUUGAUAUCUGCCGUGGGCUGUCGAGGAGGAGGAGGAGGAGGAGGAUGAGGAAGCUUACCACAACUCCUUCGGUUUUUUCGUGUAAACACGAAGAGGAAGCCUCACUCAAGAGGUGUUGGCAUCAUACGAGGGCGACUGCAGAAAUCAAAAACAGAUCCCCUUUAACUGCAAUGAACUUUGGACUAGAGUUUGAGGAACACGUUUAAGAAAGUGCUGAAGAUUUUUAUUUCUAGCAAAAAGUCUGGUAUCAUUAGUAACUGAAAUAAAUUCUAUGUGUAUUUCCAGGAACGAAAUGUGAUUCCUCAGUUAAUUUCACUUAUGUAAAUUAAAAACACCAGUCUGAAAUGAGAAUUAAGAUUUUGGUGCAAGGCAUUCCUAUCACCUUCGUCAAUAGAAUGUACCAGUUUUUUAAAAGUAGUUAAAAAAUGUAGUAAUAAAAAAAGUAGUUGCAUAGAUAUGGUAUGGUUUUUUUAAACAGAUGCAGUAUACAUUAGGGUGUCUAAAGAAAAACAUAUCUGAGCAUAAAACCAAUCUUAUUCAAAACUUAACAUUUGGACAAAUAACAUUUAGUUUUCAGUUGUUUGUUAUUUAUAAUUGAACAAGAGCUACAAGACUGAGCUGACGCUAAACCCAAUUAUUACUGUAUGUGCAAGAAAAUAUUUUUUUGCCAACACAAAAUAUAGUCGGUGUCCGAGUGAUAUUUGUAAAAUAUGUGUAAAUAAAUGAAACUCACAACUUAUUGUUUGAUCUUUAAUUGUAUGCAUUGCAUUUACAAUAUAAUUUUAGUUGGGGAAAUGUCAAUCUAACACAGGAGAAUAUCCUAAGGGUAUGCAGAUAUGCUAAUUAAAACAUUGCACAGAGGCACAAGCACUGUAGCAGAUAAAAGUUUUGGUCUGUGGCUAAAAGCCAUUGAGGGAGAGGUGGCCUUAGGGAUGCAGUGCUAUUUAACUCUUAAACCUCAGCUUGUAUUCAUGGGAUAAGUAUGUACUCAUUAAAUACACACCCUGGCCCUUAAUAAAAUCAUGGAAACCAUGAAACAUAACUGAGAAAAGAGUUCCUACAUGCAAAUAUUCAGAUCAAAAUAUUUGAUCAAAUCGUAUUUUAUAUUUCUAUGCAAAAGAAAUUUAAAAAUCUUAUUAAAGCAGUAAUAUGGAAGAAAUAUGAAAAAUAGUGUUGCGAUCUUUUGAUAUUCAGGGAAAAAUAUAAAACAACGAACAGAAGGAGUACUGCUUACAAGGGCUGUUGGUGAGAUGGCAAGAUCCCACAAUUUCAUGCCAAAGUUUGAGCUCGCUUGGACGUACAUUGCAGAGAAAAACAAGGCACGGGGAGUGAGUGUGUGUGUGUGUGUGUGUGGGGGGGGGGGGGGGGGGGUUCAGGGGAUUCUCCUAACGGGUAUUGUCCCCCCACACAGCAGGAUACUUCAGACAAAUCCUUCAUAGUUGCAGGUGGUCAAGCGUAAGCAAAGAGUUAAGUCUCGAGGUCUCUGGGCCCCUCCUCUUUGAUGUUCUGACAUCAUUGGCCCCGCCCCCCUCAGAGAUCUCUCCCCUUCCCCCAAACACUGUCACUCAGUUCAGUUUCGGAGAGUGCUGCGGGAACAGUGUUGGGACCGACCAAGGGUUUGCUACGCCACCCUGGAAUAGGACAAAAACAAGACCAAAAAAAAAAACAUGCUUUCUUGAGGCCCUUUCUCUCCCGUGUGGAUUGCGUUGUAGGUAAGAGAGCCGUGAAUAGCGACCGAAUUAGACAUGGCUGUGCAGGCUGCCUUCAUGAGCUCCCAGUUCAUGAACCUCUGUUUCCCCGGCUCCGUCAUGGACUACGGAACGGAGAAAAGUUUCGAGGGGCGCCUCCUGGGGGAGGAGGAGCGGGAGGGGGACUUCCGGGAGACCACCCGGGACCUCCUGAGCUUCAUCGACUCAGCGUCCAGCAACAUCAAGUUGGCCUUGGACAAGCCCGUCAAGUCCAAGCGGAAGGUCAACCACCGGAAGUACCUGCAGAAGCAGAUCAAGCGGUGCACAGGGAUCAUCGCGCCUGGCAACGGCGCCCAGGACACCGCCAAAAGGCAGGGGUCCCCAAACUCGCAGCAGCCCGCCUUCCCGGGGAAGACCGCUCCCAAACGGGACGGGGUCCAGGCCAACCUGCAGAGCAAGAGCCUGGCGGCCCUCUUCGACCCGGCCAAGGACGGCCGGGCUGAGAAGGCCAAGAAGCUGCCGCUGCGCCAUCGCAACCUGCCACCGUCCUUCUUCACCGAACCCGCCAACUGCGCCAAAGUCACCUCCACUUCCGGCAUGACCCUCAAGGACCUGGAGCGGGGCAACCCAGAGGCGGCAGAGUUCUUCGAGCUCCUGGGGCCCGACUACAGCAACAUGAUCGGCGACCAGGACGUUUUCGCGCACGGGGUGCCCCUGAGGGUCCAGCAGGAGCCGGCGGGCGGCGGGGUGGACCCCGGGGGCACCUACGACCCCCACCAUCUGGUCGGGGGGUUCCUGUACACUGAGCCCUGGGGCCCCUGCGCCGGUCCGGCCAAAAAAUCGGGGGUCUGCGGCCCGGGCGAGAACGCGCGGACUGUUCCGCCUGGGUCGACCGCUCUGUACUGCCACUCGGACUCCUCCGCCCCCUCGCCGCUCGAGGAGAGCGCCCUGGCCUUCCCAAACUUUUUCACGGAUUGCUCGCUUCCGCAGGUCGCGUACGAUUUCGCGGCCGGAUACAACAGGGCCGCUUUCCCGUCCCUCUGAGAGAUUCCAGUUUCCAUGUGGACUACAGCACUGUGUACUCUCAACACCGAGUACUGUAGUUGUUGUUUGUUUGAGUUUGUUUGUAUUUGGUUCAUAAUUCUGCGAGAGAUUUUGCCUGCCAUGUUUCACAUUGCACAUACAUUGUUCUCUGAUAAUUAUCGUAAACUGAAUCUUUUAUUUCACUUUAGCAAUAUCAAAUAUUAGUAUAAUGUGCUUAACACUUGAAGUUUGAAGCAAAAAAAAUUAUCUGAAAAGAGUCAAAACAUAUCAGGUUUCUUUGAUGUCUGCGAUCAUGAGUGAGGGAUUUUGGGUAGAAAAUGUCUGAAAGGCGUUUUCAAAGAUAUUUCUGCAACUUGAUUUUAGUGAUUGAUUUGACUUUAGUGUUGGGAAGGCAAAAUGAUUUAAAUUCAGGGGGGUAUUUUUUUUUUCCUCAGGGGUUUUCAGUGGUGACGGUGACAACAAAGUACAUUUCCUAUUUCCCUGCGACUGUGCCUUCUGUACACAGGGCUGACACAUCAUCUGGGUGUCAACACACUGGACUGGUGGUUAACCCUUUAAGGCGUAAGAUCACAAAUAUGUGAUUAGAAUGUUCUUAACUGAACAUUCUAGUGCUGGUGUAACAAUCACUACUGGUAUUUGAAAGCAAUUGAGUUCUGAAACACUGUCUGAAGAAAAAUUCCAAAAAGCUGUUCAGAGGGUUACAUUUUUGAUUUAUUUAUUUUUGGAUUAUCUUUGUACACCCACAUGCAAAUACCAUGGCUGUAGCAAAACAUUUCUUUGCGUUAUUAUUGUAGAAAUAAUUCUGGUCAAUUUGACCUGGAAGGAUUCUCAAAGGAUAUUCAGAGAUUUCAUUGUUUUAGUUUGAGUCAGCAUUAAACUUGUUAUAUUAUUAUUAAAUGCACAAGUCUUGCUGAGAAAAUAAGUGCGUAUUGCUUGACUUUGUUUUUAACAUAUUUGCAACAUUUACAAUUAUUAAUGCGAAUGACAUUACUGGAGAUUACAAAAAUACAACUUUGAAAAAUGGAAGAACGUAAAUAUGCUAAUGGGAAAUAUUUUUCAAAUGGACAAUAUGCAUAUUUAGAAAACCGAUAUUAUUUCAUUUAAAUUGUAAAAAGCAGAGUUGACAGUAUCGACCAUGAUUAACUUUAAAACUUCUCUAUGUGAAAUACAUCAUCGAUAUUAUUUGUUUUAUGUGUGGUGAUAGAACUUAAAAUUUGUGGCUCAAGAUCCACAUAGGCCAAUUAAUGAAUUGAAAGCUAUGUCAAAUUCUGGCUGCUCAUUUGUUUAGAAACAACACUUGACAGGGAUUGAUUUAUUUUCUUAGAAAUGGCAAUCUAACAUUUUAGAAAAUUGAUACAAAAUGUGGUAAUGAUUUAAUUUUAUUAUUGUUAUUUUUUACUUCAGAUAAUCCUUUGAGUAUGUCCAUGUAUGGUGUGUCGCACAAAUUCCAAAUUCCAAUAUUCAUCAGAAUAACAAAGACAGAUUUCAACUUUUUUACUUAAAAAAGUAAAUAAGUCAAAUUGCAUUAUCACUUUUCCCCCUCAAUAAAAUAAAAUAAAAUAAAAUAAAAUAAAUUUAGAUAAAAAUGUUUACAAUACAUUUGUGUUUAUUAAAUGUCUAGCCAUGGUAAUAAUUAAUGAUAUAUUAUUCCAAGAGCAACUCCUAAGACCUGUGCAUAUCAAUACCAUUAGCAUCAGCAUGUUAAAUAAAAAAUCAGUAUUUCUUUGCUCAUAGUGUUUUAUACCUGCAUGAUGAUCACACUCUUUCAGUACAGAAAGUAUAUGAAUGGACUGAAUAUCCAGUCCCACCAAUUCAGUGAUAAUGGAAACCAGGUUAAUAUUUCUCCCGAAAUGUGUUUAUGGAAAAUUUACCAUCGAGUGACUUUCGUUUUCAGAGUAACAAAGUAAUGCCAGUUAGGGUCAGGAAAACCAUUUUAGGUUUCUGUUCAGCACUUACAAUACCCUCUAACAUUUAAAACAAGGUGAAUUAACAGUCAAAAUCUAAAUAGUCUAUAUCUACAGUAGUAAAUUUUAGUUUGGCGGCAAACAAAUCUGACAGCUUACACUGUACAUAAUAUGUAUGUUUUUAACUCAUGAAUUGGUCUAAGCAAUACAAGAAAAUGUAUGUAUGCCCUUACUUAAAAAUAUGUCUAUGUAUAGUGCGCUGUAGUCCAAUUUGUGGAUGGUGUCACAGUAAAAUGAAUUUUAGGAAAACAUGCUCGAUGGUUCAAAUACAACAUAUACAGUACAAUUUUAAAAACGUGUAAAAUUCUGUAUAAUGACUGUGUGAGAAGACAAAAAUAAAGCUGGUCUUUAUUCCUGUCAAAAACUGACACUACUGUUGUUGUUGAACUGCAGUACAUUUAGAGGAAGAAAUGAAAAUUGUGGUGAACCUAUUUUUGACAAAUAGUAUUGUUUUAGUAUAUAUAGUAUUAGAAUAUAUUGUAUUAGAAACAACACAAAUUUAUUUGGCAGAAUUUGCCAAAAUUCUUAACAGUGCUAGACCAAAUAGGGAAUAUUAGCCUACCAAAUUAAAUUGUUUUCAAUGCUUGUUUAUUCUGACAACACCUUACAUGGCUAUAUUUAUUUCCAGUGAAGAGUAACUACUUCCAAUAUGAUCAUGUCUGAGACUUUGAAUCUUCAGUAUUUUGCUGUUUUGUGAAAUGGGAUAUUGAAUUUUCACAACACAUUCGCCAGGAUUUCAAUCCUUAAAACGCGGAAUUAAUUUAAGUACAGUGCCAUGUUGAAAAAAACGAAUUGUAAUUGUAAAUCUAGGCCGAUGUCGAUUUUUAGGCCUAAAAUGUUCAUGUCUUUUUGAACUUUGAAGUAUAAAAUUCAUUAGCGAAA
Molecule: messenger RNA, 6457 nt
Organism: Anguilla rostrata (American eel)
Lineage: Eukaryota; Metazoa; Chordata; Actinopteri; Anguilliformes; Anguillidae
Product: protein FAM181B
Exons: 1
Coding region: 2625-3611 (328 amino acids)
Source: RefSeq, a predicted model, not a curated record